ACUGGAAGACUCUCCCGGUCUUUUGAUCAAUCCGCUUGGAAAAGCACCGUGGCUGAAAACUUCGAAAAAUGGAAAAAGUAACAGUCGUCCAGGCUUUAUCCCCGUGUACGCUGGAGAGAUAAGGAACAGUGACCGUGGAUCUACCGGGGAUCCCACUGCGGCCGUUUCCACGCUGACAAUGCUGUCGACGGAGGAAAAAACGACGUUUUUCCUGCAAUUCCAUUGAACGUAAAUUUGCUCAUGGAGAAAGGAGCAAGUCGGGAGUCAUGAGCACAGGUGUGAAGAAGCCUCCUUUAGCUCCCAAACCUAAACUUCCAGCCACAUCAAAGCCCGCCCCCCCACCCAUCCCCCCCAAGCCAGGUCCACUUUCACAGUCUUCAUCAGUUUCCCAAACCUCACCUGCCACGCUCAAGAGGGCAAAACCGGCUGUUGCCCCCAAACCAUGUCUCCCCAGAGCCAAAGGUUCCCCUCCCCCCGUUUCGCCGCCGCCGCCUCCCAAACCCGCUGAACCCCUUAAUCUGUCUGAGGAGCAGCAGGAGACUUUAGAUGAUAACCUCCUUCUCCUCAACUCCAGGAAUGGGAUUAUAUCUAGGAGGCAUGAAUCGGAUUACAUCAUUCCCACCUGCUCCUGUGGGCGGGGCGACUGUUUCCAGUGUCGCCCUCUGGAAAACGGGAAUGCGGCUGAGGGCCACAAAGAGCCGCUGCAGAACGGGGUUUCCUCGGAGGGACCGGCAGAAACCCAGUCCGAGGAGAGGGAAGAACCUCGUGACAACAGGGGGGCUGCUGUUGAUAAGGGCGGAGGAGGGCGGAUGAGCAGGAAGCCCAAAGAUAAACCUCAAAGACACAGGAACGCAGUCCGGAGGCCGGAGAACAACGAGGCCCCGGGGACUGUGGAACAGAGGGGAGACGUUUUGGAAGCAGUCAAGGAGCAGGAACCCGAUCGCUCAACAGCUGAGGAGCUGACGGCGGCGCAGAGCGCUGAGGUAGCGGACCCUUCGCCCCCCCAUGAUGCUGCAGGCAGCAUCCACAGCUGGAGGAUCUCUCCUCUCAGCUCUUCCGAGGAACUCGCUCAGGUAGAACACAGUGACCCCGUCAGCAAAGCGCCUCCUCAGCUCGAUCUGCAGGUCCCUGCUCCCCCCAGUAAGCCUCUUCCGGUCCCUCAACCGCGUAAAAACAAGAAGCACGGCCUGAUGAGGCAGGACAGGGUGGAGAGCGGCCCCCAGGAUCCGGUGGAGGAGGACGGAGCUCCUGAGACCCAAGGAGCUGAGAGGAAACUGAGUUUGGCUCGUCUUUCUGUGAGCUCCGAGAUUCCAGCCAACGGGGACCCGGAACCCCCGAAAGACUCGGGGGACGAUGACACUCCUGUCCCACCCCCGCGACAGACCUCUCUCUCACCACGCCUGCAGAGAACAGUCUACACCCCCCCCUCCCUCCACAAAAAGAACUCCCACUCGUUGGACCAGCUUCCACAGCCGAACUCGACGGGCUACGGUAAGGAGGUGGAGGCGCAGCGGGUGGAGGAGGAUGAGGAGGACGGGUACGGAGACUUUGAGCGUUACCCCGUCACCCACAGCCUCCCCAAACAGAUCAAGCUGGGCUGCCAGGCGCCGCUGAGCGCCAGCAGGAGGGCCCUCUCAGCCGAGGAUCAGCAGUCCCCGCGGGCACCACCUCGGAAACCCCAGAGGCACAGCCUUCCGGCCGCGCCUCCCCCCUCCAUCUGUCCCCCUGCUCCCCCGCACGCCAACACCCCCAUGAGGGAGUUGCCGGCUCCUCCCCAGGAGAAAAGCCACUGGCGGUUCAAGCGACCCUGCGUGACAUUCUUCAGCCGGCAGAUCCCCUCCAGGAGCAGCAUGCCACCAAAGAGCCGAGCCCCCGUCCUGGGGUCCAAGCAGAGAGCGCAGUCCUUCUCCGCAGCUGACCUGGCGACCCGGGCGGACCCCCAAAAGAGGAGCCUCUCCUUCCGGAAGCUGCUAGAGCUCCGCCUGUCGAUGAAGAUGCUGCCAAAGCUGCUGGCCAAGGGGGGCCAGUCGCUGGACUGUACCAGCUUGGAGUCAAACGGCGGGGAGAGAAGUUUGGGGCGACCCAGCAGCUGCAUCGGGGAGGCCGACCUUUGUGGGGAAGGGGUCGAGGAGUCGGUGGAGUAUGAGAACGUGCCUCUGUACGAGGAGAUCCCCGAGUAUAUGAACCUGCCGUUUCACAGCGCCAGACUGGGCUGGUCGCACGACUCAUCUGACUCGGACAUCUACGAGGUCCAGGAUCCGUAUCCCAGAUGCCAGGACCACGAGUGCGAGAGCAGCUGCUUGGAGUACGAUGUCCAUUCCGAGGAAGAGGAGGAGGAGAUGCACAGCUCAGAUGAAGAAGACAACAGCUCCACCUGCAGCAAAGAGCACCUGGACGAGGCCGACAGACAGCAGGAGGAUGAGAUGAAGAGGAAGAAGGUGGUGCACAUCGCCCAGGAAAUCAUGAGCUCAGAGAAAGUGUUUGUGGACGUCCUGAAGCUUCUCCAUAUUGACUUUCGGGAUGCAGUUGCCAAGGCAACCCGUCAAAAUGGAAAGCCGGUGGUGGAUGAGCGGAUCCUCAAUCAGAUCUUGUACUACCUGCCUCAGUUGUACCAGCUCAACAAAGACCUGCUGAGAGAGCUGGAGGAGAGAGUUGGACACUGGAGCGACCACCAGAGGCUGGCCGACAUCUUCGUCCAGAAGGGUCCGUACCUGAAGAUGUACUCCACCUACAUCCGCCAGUUCGACAACAACGUGGCUCUGCUGGACGAGCAGUGCCGCAAAAACCUGGGAUUUGCUGCAGUUGUCCGAGAAUUUGAGAUGAGUCCGCGAUGUGCCAGCCUGGCUCUGAAACACUACCUGCUGAAACCGGUGCAGAGGAUCCCGCAGUACCAGCUGCUGCUCACAGACUAUCUGAAGAACCUUCCAGAAGACUCAGAGGACUACAAAGACACACAAACUGCUCUAAGUAUAGUGAAGGAAGUGGCCAACCAUGCCAACGACAUCAUGAAACAGGGGGACAACUUCCAGAAGCUGAUGCAGAUUCAGUACAGCCUCAACGGUCACCAUGAGAUCGUUCAGCCCGGCAGGGUGUUUCUGAAGGAGGGAACUCUGAUGAAACUGUCCAGGAAAGUCAUGCAGCCGCGCAUGUUUUUUCUGUUCAACGAUGCUCUCAUGUACACCACCCCAGUCCAGUCUGGCCAGUACAAACUCAACAGUGUUCUCUCUCUGGCUGGAAUGAAGGUCAGUAAACCCAGCCAGGAAGCCUAUCAGAACGAGCUGAACAUUGAAAGCGUGGAGCGCUCUUUCAUCCUGUCAGCCAGCUCAGCAACAGAAAGAGAUGAGUGGCUGGAAGCAAUCGCCAAAGCCAUCGACGACUACACCAAGAAGAAAAUAACCUUCAUUUCCAGCCGCAGUCAGGAGGAGGCAGAGGUUUUUGUCGACAACGGAGCCCCUUUGGGUUCAAAAGCUCCCAUCUGGAUCCCGGACUUGAGGGCCACCAUGUGCAUGAUCUGUACCUGCGAGUUCACGCUCACCUGGAGGAGGCAUCACUGUCGCGCCUGUGGGAAGGUGGUGUGCCAAGCGUGUUCCACCAACAAGUACUACCUGGAGUACUUGAAGAACCAGCCGGCUCGUGUGUGCGAUCACUGUUUCGCCAAGCUGAAGGAGAACAGUGACCGAUGCGCCUCGACUUCAGUGUCUCCGAUCAAGUCUGGAGCUUUCUCCUUCACCAGGAAGCAGAAGAAGAUUCCUGCUGCGCUAAAAGAGGUGUCUGCAAACACAGAAAACUCCUCCAUGAGUGGCUACCUGUACAGGUCAAAGGGCAACAAGAAACAGUGGAAGCGGCUGUGGUUUGUCAUAAAGAACAAAGUCCUGUACACUUACGCCGCCAGCGAGGACGUUGCUGCCUUGGAGAGCCAGCCCCUGCUGGGUUUCUUCCUGAGAGAGGAGAAAAACGGACCGGCUCAGAAGCUGCAGUUCAAGCUGUAUCACAAAAAUACACUGUUUUACAUGUUCAAAGCCGACGACAUCCCCACAGCACAGAGAUGGAUCGAAGCCUUUCAGGAGGCCAUGAUUCUUGAACAGUAGUCACCAUUUCAGAUGUUUACUGCCCGCGCCCCGCCCCCACUCAGUUCCAUAAUCAGCCCCCCGACUGAUCGCCCGCCUGUCAGGAAAGACUGGAGGUAGAUUCUGUCUACAGCACAGCCCACACCUGGAGACCCAGACAGCCGUCAAAGAGCUGGAGCCAACUCAUUCUGACGCGCAACCAUCAAGGCUAAGAGCGGGUCGGCGCCGCAGGUCGACGGGAAAGUCCAGACGUACGUGUGCGGAGGUGCCAGCUGCAGCAGUGGGGGUCACUUUCAGACCCUCAAGAGUCAGAGACAGAAAAGGUUUCGUUUUGGGGAAUUCAUUUUGCGCCAGAAAAAGACGAUUGGACGGCAAAGCGUCAAAGAACCAACAGUCAAGUGAAGUUUUAAAUGUGGAUUUGUCAGAAUCAUGAACGGUGAAUCAAAACAAAAGUUGGAUUUUACUGUGAAAAUCAAGGCGCAUGACACAUACUGGUGGAUAAUAUUUAGCUGUUCAGUUGAUCUCUAACCAUCAUAACCAUCAAAGCAUCCUGGAAAAAACUGGAAAUGUGUUGAAACUUGUAGAUAUUUUCAAAAUAAAAUAUGUCUGACCUGUUUAGCCAGAAUGGAAGGAUUGAGUUUACGGACACAAACAACAUUGACUUUCUGACUUCAAAAUCAAGAGCUAAUAUUUAUGAAUAGGAAGGUUUUUAUUUGCAAAACAGAGGCUGACACUUAUUUUGAAAGUCAUUUUCAUCCUUUUUAUAGCUUUAAUUUCUCAUUUAACGCAGAGCAACUUUAUUUUUGUUGUAAAAAAGCCACAAAUUGGUUUUAUUCUUUAAACUCUUUACAGUGUCUGGGAACAUCUAGCAUUCAGUUUGCAUAACAGCCCAAGCAUCAAUCAGUUUGAUUUGUUUCUUUUCAUUUAGAAAAUUCAACGUCUGCUCGAGACUUUAGAGCUCUUAGCUUUAUGUUGUAUUUAUUUUUCUGAGGAGAAAAAGCUGCCUCAGCUCGUGAUGAAGAUGCAAAGAGUUGAUCUGUUUGUACAUUAACAUUUGUAAACACUUUUCAGUGUUAGAGUCUCUUAUCAACAACUUUUCUAAACUGUCAGGCAACAGUUUUUAAUAAAACAUAGAAAUCUUUCACUCGU
Oryzias latipes (Japanese medaka) is the source of this 5216-nucleotide messenger RNA. It is a transcript of the gene fgd6, whose product is annotated as FYVE, RhoGEF and PH domain containing 6. Lineage: Eukaryota; Metazoa; Chordata; Actinopteri; Beloniformes; Adrianichthyidae. Gene Ontology annotation, cellular component: cytoplasm. The record is from RefSeq and is a predicted model, not a curated record. Gene Ontology annotation, molecular function: guanyl-nucleotide exchange factor activity; metal ion binding.